CAAUCCUAUAUAGCCAAAGUAGUGGAUGGGGAGGGGACGCUACGUCACACUACAGAGGAAAUUGCUAAAGCUUUCAGUACAUUCUAUGAUGACCUGUAUAACUUCCCUAAGCCUACUGGCAACAGGGCUGACCUUCCAUCAUACGUCAAAACCUAUAUCAAACAUACCAUAACCUCAGAAUUGCGAGAUACCCUAGAAUCACCCUUCACAGUCGAAGAGGUAGAAUCGGCGAUAAAGUCAUUACCAGG
Pelobates cultripes (western spadefoot toad) is the source of this 248-nucleotide messenger RNA. NCBI's taxonomy places the organism in Eukaryota, Metazoa, Chordata, Amphibia, Anura, Pelobatidae. The record is from the annotation of a GenBank genome assembly.